ACAAAUAAAGAAAAGACAGGUUCAGAGACGACUUCAUUUAACUUUGGAGCAUCGCCAUCUACGCAAACACCUGAUACUACUACUACUACUACUACAGAUUCUACAAGUUCUUCCAGUACUGCCUCUGCCAAACCUUUAUUCACAUUUGGCUCUACAUCACCAACAGUAACUUCCUCUACUUCUAAUUCUUCAAAAGAAAGUGGUGAAAAAUCUGCUACAGCUACUAAGACGAACUCUAACGAAACUUCUGCUUCUGGUACAUCGUUCAUUCAUGGCAAGUCGCCUUUAUCUAAAUCUGCAUUAGCGACAACUAAUGCUUCUAAUUCUAAAGGAAGUGACAAGGGCUCUAAAGAGGGUACUAGUGGUAAGCACGUCAUGUUUAAUCUACCUACUACAACCUCUACCAGCAGUACAUCAACUACAGAACCAAAAUUGAAUAUUGCUGCAUAUAGUACAACAACACGUAAAGAAGAUGAUAAUAAUGUUUCCACAUUAGGUUUACGUCCAUUUUCAAAAAAGAGUACAUCAGACUCAAAUGUAUCUGUUCCAACAACAUUACAUUCUAAUAUCACUGAUGCAAGUCAAAUUUCAUAUAAGACACAUUUUUGGGAACUUCCAGAUGAUGCUCGUAAUGAAUUGGCUUUACUUGCCAACUUUAUUUCUGAACAAACCGAUAAACACGAAAAGAUUGCUGAUGAACUUAAUUCAUCUUUCGGCCCUACUUUGAAGGAUAUGCACGUACGCACUUUAGCUAUGAACGCAGAUGCUCUUAUUUUGAAGGAACAUUUAGAAGUACAAAGCAAAGCAUUAGAUGAGCUAAUCCUUAAGAAUAAAGAACAACGUUUGAAUGCGGUUUCAGCAAGUAAUGUUCAUAAUCAAGAUGCAAAGAGUUGGCGUACUCGUGGUGCACAAGAAAACUGGCAUUUCUAUACAAAUACAAUUGAUAGUAUGGAGGAGAGAGUAAAGCAAUUCUCACAUACAAUUGAUAGUAUUGAAGAAGCUAUAGCUAGUUUCCAAGAUCAAGAUCGAUUCACUCCUGAUGGUUUGGGAGCUGUGUUGGAUCAUCAACGUAAAAUGUAUUUAUCUUUAGCAGGACGUGUUGCAGAGCUUCAUGAGGAAACUGAGCGUAUUAUUAAAAGACGCAAAUUAACCAAAUAAGAAUAUCUUUUUUAUUAUUAUUAUAUAAUAUAAUAUAUUUAUAUAUCUUGUGUUGUAAUUUUUCUUUCUAUUAUAAUUAUUAUUAUUUUGAUACAGCCUAUAUAGUCGAAGAAACUAGGUUGGGUCAAUAAAAAAUUUUUUGGCCAUUUCCAAAAUAAA
Molecule: messenger RNA, 1317 nt
Organism: Cokeromyces recurvatus
Lineage: Eukaryota; Fungi; Mucoromycota; Mucoromycetes; Mucorales; Mucoraceae
Exons: 3
Coding region: 376-1158 (260 amino acids)
Source: RefSeq, a predicted model, not a curated record